UUCAGUAAAGAAAGCCAUACGACGAGGGGGAUGCGCUAAGUUCGCUUUGGUAACACCAUAUCCUCUCCCUUUGGAGGUAACACCAUAUCCUCUCCCUUUGGUGUCCGCUCUCCUCUCGCUUCCUCUCGUCUUCUCGCGUCGUCUCUCGUCCUAUCCACCCCAAGCUCGCGGCGUCGUUGGCUGAGAAGAUGGUUCCACGAUGAUUUUUCGUCCAAAUGCCAGGAUCUCGUGGUGAUGUCGCCGUGCCAGUGAUCGUCGACCAGAUGUCCGCGUCUUGCGUCAAGGUCGUCCAGGAUUAUUGCGCCGCGCCAGUCAUAGUCGCACAAUGAUCGCCGCGUAAACCUGCCACGUGUCAACACCCUGCGAUGCCAUGCGACGCGCGGAAUGUAACUAAUCGUGUUCGGAGCCUCCCCAUGAAACCUCGAUUCGCGCUCAAUGCAAUAAUGCUGCCUCAAUUCCUCCUCUGUCGAUCAAUGCUCGCGCAGCAGCUGCUCCUGCUGCUCCUGCUGCUACCUGCAGCACGUCAGGUUUCCGCUCGUGUACCGUUCCUAAGCGAAUCGCUAUACGCAUCCGCGACAAAAGCCUCUACACAACCAACGUCGCUUAGCUCCUUCCGCCUUCACGAGGACUCAAACGAGCUCAAUCGAAGCCCAUCCUUCCAAGCCAACGCUCAAAGUGAUGACCAGACAGCGCCGUUACCAGGACCUGACUUCUUUCCACGAUUGAUCUUUAGACAACGCAGGGAUUCGAACCUACGACCUUUCGCCUUCCGUGGGAACAGAGGAGAGAGUGUGGAUGGGGAAACUGAUCCGCGUGGUGAUUCUGGUUCGAGGAGCAGAGUGCUAAAAGCGGAUGCGCUUCCAACGAGUUCGGCGGGUGAGAGUAAGGCAGAGCGUGACAGCAAUAGGAGCAACAGCAACAGUAGCAGCAGUGGCAGCGGCAGCAACAGCACCACCAGAAAUAGUAAAAGCAGCAGUAGCCACAACAGCAGCACAAGUGGUGGGAGCAGCAGCAGCAGCAGCAGCAGCAGCAGCAGCAGCAGCAGCAGCAGCAGCAACAGCAGCAAGAGUGGUGAGAGCAACCAAUCUUGGAUUGCCAGCAGUAGCGACAUCAGCAGCAGUGAAGGCAAAACCACUGACACCACGAGCAGCAGCAACAAUGGCACCACUGACAGUCCUCAGAGUAGCAGUGGGAACAGCGGAAGCAGCAGUACCUUGGAGAGCGCAAGCGGCAGUAACAGCAGCAGCAACGCUGGCAAUGGCAGCAAUAGCACAGUCGUCACUAGCAGCAGCAGCAGCAGCAGCAAUCAGAACAGCGACAGCACGACCAGCAACAGUAACAAAAGCAGCAACAGCAACGAUAGCAACAGCAACAGCACCAGUGACCCCACCUCUCUCUCCCCCACCAGUCGAGCCAUCCUGAUAUCAGCCCUCACCAUCUCCCUAUCCCUCGCUCUCAUUGCUGCUCUAGCUGCUUCCACCAUGGCUCUGCUGCUAUACCGCCGCCUCCCGCCCAAUCCGCACACGCCACGUGGCGGUUUCUCAGUGGUCGCAGCACAGGAUGGUUCAAGUGACGGUGGGGGGAGUACCGGCAGUAGCAUCAGCAACAGCAACAGCUGCAGCAUUGGAAGUGGGAGUAGCAGGGGGGUUAGCGGCCGAGGUGGUUUACCCAGCCCGUUUGGGGGUAAUUUACCCAGUCCGUUUGGGGGUGGUUUGCCCAACCCGUUUGGGGGGAGGAGAGAGAAGAGGCGGCCGCUUGGGGAGCAGUUGGAGGAAGGUGAGGGGAGCUGGGGGGAAGAUGGGGAAGGAGGAGGGGGUGCUGCUGCUGCUGCUGCUGCUGCUGCUGCUUCUGCUGGUGUUAAUGCUGCUGGCCCUAGUGCUGGUGCUGCUGGUGCUGGUGCUGCUGGUGCUGGUGCUGCUGGUGCUGGUAGUGCUGGUGGUAGUAGCCACAUCGGGGAUGUGGCGGACGUGAGGGAGGCGAGUGAGGAGGAGGCGUCGUUUGACAUUCAGAAAGUGGUGGAGUUCUCUCUUGCUGACCUCGUGGCUGCGACUGACGGCUUUGCUGAGAGCAACCACCUGGGACAAGGCAGCUACGGCAAUGUGUACCGAGGCAGGCUCAAGUCGGGAGAGGUGGUGGCAGUGAAACGAGCGAAGGCGGAGAGAAGACAGGAUAUGAGCAAGUUCAAGAAAGAGGUCAUGCUGCUCUCUAGAGCGCGCCACAAGCACCUCGUACAACUGCUAGGCUAUUGCAGGGAGGAGCAGGAGCAGCUGCUAGCGUACGAGUUCAUAGGGGGAGGAACCCUCUCUCAGAAUCUCAACCCCUCCUGGAGAGCCAGACAAAGCAAGCCGCCCCUCAACUGGACUGAGCGGUUGCUGGUGGCGGUGGGGACGGCGCGCGCGCUGGCAUACCUGCAUGAUGACGUCAGCAUGCCGUUCAUUCACCGCGAUGUGAAGCCUGGCAACAUCCUCUUGGACCGCCACGUGGUGGCGAAGCUGGCAGACUUUGGCACAUCGCGAGCCGUGGACACCUCCUCGUAUUCCGCGUCCAUUCAGGGCACUGCGGGCUACUGCGACCCCGACUACCUCAAGACCGGGAAGCCGUCCAAGCGCAUCGAUGUGUACAGCUUCGCCAUUGUUCUCCUCGAGCUCAUCACUGGGAAACCUCCCAGAAGCGUCUCCAGGCCCUACCGCUUCCAUGUCCAAGAUUUAUUCGAAAAGAAGGGCCUUGCUGGUGUGGUGGACCAGUCUAUGGGCAUUUACCCUGAAAAAGAGGUCACUCGGAUCCUCGGCCUGGCAUUCAGGUGCACAGACAUAAAAAACCCCGCCUCCCGACCUUCCAUGGGCCGAGUGGUUACAGAGUUGGAAUCGGUGCUGGAGCCCGAGAGGGUACUUCCGGUUACAUCGGCGGUAACACGACACGCUCACCAACAUGAUAUCAGCUUAUCUAGAGGUGUUGGCGACGGGAGUCAAGAGGCCACAUAUGCGAGUGAAUCAAAGGGGACGAGUGUAGAUGAAAACAGUGAGAGAAGACGAGAUGAAAGAAAGGAAGGGCACGCAAUUGGAGAGGGAGCCAGUGUAGGAGGAGAUGUGAGUACCGAGUUGUCAUUUGACUGGAAUUUGCAGGAAGGAGGCAGUGGUGGGUUGGGGCGAGGUGGGCAAAACUCAUCCCUCGUAAGAGGCGUGGAUAGGCCAAGCAGAUUCUCAUUUCGCGGUCAAGCAUUUGAAGAUUCUGAUAGGGAGUUUGAUGAGAGCGGGGUACUAAGCUAUGGGCCAAUUAAUCCAGCCUAAACAUAUGUAUCGGUGUCGUGUAACAUGUGCUAUUAGU
Messenger RNA from Closterium sp. NIES-67, 3324 nucleotides. The record is from the annotation of a GenBank genome assembly. NCBI's taxonomy places the organism in Eukaryota, Viridiplantae, Streptophyta, Zygnematophyceae, Desmidiales, Closteriaceae.